UUGUUAGAAAAAUAAUUAAAUAGAAAAAUUUUAGUUGAAAAUGUCAUGCAACGCGAAAAGUUAAAAUCCUACUUGCGGUGCAUGACGUUUUCGCCAUCAAAGCGAAAAACACCAACGCCAUGACACAAUGGCGGUUGAACUUGGUUAAAAGAUUGUCGUCCAAUUAUAAGGAAUCCGCGAAAAAAAGAAGAAAUAAGUAGAAAUUAAAAUUAUCUGAUGGUCAACGCAGAGACAAUGAGAGAAUGACAAUUUUUUGUAUGCAUUCAGCUGAGACGUCAAAGGCAAUCUUUUCGAACGACGAGCAAUGGUUCCAUCAGCUGAUUGACAUAAAAAUUAAUUCGCUUUGCUUUGACAGAUGAUUAACUGGCGCAGAGAACUCUGGCAACCUUAAAAUAUUUUGUUUUGCUGCUGUUACUUUGUAUAGUGCCAAUCGAUUAAAAAGAAUUUUGACCCGUGGAUUAUGAGGAAUCUGGUCUCGCCAUUAAAAUAAAAACAAACAAAAAAUGGAUAUUGCAUGCACUGUUCUGAACGAAGAAUCUUGUCGCAGCUGCUUACAAAGUUCUGCAGACACCAACUCUCUUGACGACGAAAUAGAAUUCGGAGAUGGUACAUUCAUGUUAAAAAAUGUGUAUGUAAAACUCCUAGCAGCAACAAAUGUUCAAACGUCAACGUUAAUCCAGGAAACGGAUCAAGCUGUACCUGCCCGUAUCUGUACCGAAUGCACUCUUAAGCUGUUAAAUUCAUUUGAUUUUAUUUGUUUAUUAGAACGCUCUGAAACGUUCUUAAAGCAGUAUCAACAAUUGUGUGCUUCAAAAGAAGAAAACUUGUCUUUCGUUGUUACUGAUCAUAAGAAUAAGAAACCCUAUAAUGAGAACGAAGACGAACUAAAAAUUGAAGCACUGGAUUCCGAAUAUAUAUUAGCUGACUAUGAUUAUGAUAAAGAACUUAUAGACGAUGACGACAUUCGAACCGAAGUUGAGUUUUUAGAGGAUAGUAAAAAUAGUGAUUAUAUGGAAGAUGUAGUCGAAUAUCGACCCGAAGAUAUCCGAGAUGUAGCGGAAUAUCUGCCCGAAGACAACGGAGAUGUGGAAAGUAAAGACGAACCAACAGAUGAUUAUAGCCAAGAUAUGAAAUCUGAAUAUACUGAUCAUCUGGAAAAGAAACCUCCACGAUUUGCAAUUGGUUCUCGUUUGGGCACAUUUAAAACAACAAACUGGGUCAAAUGUCCUCAUUGUGAACGUGUGUUUGCUAGAAAUGUGACUUUGGAGAAGCAUAUAAAAGCUGCUCACACAAAUGUACCACCCGAAUGUAUUGCCGCAAUCGCACCAAAACCUACACAAGAUAAACCAAUUAUAUGUGACCAUUGCCCACGUACUUUUGGGCGGCGUUUUGCUUUAGAACGACAUAUGCGAGCUAUGCAUCCGAAUAUAGAAAUUUCUAGCGUGGAACUUGAAAAGGAUAUGAAAUCUUCGGUAUCUGAGAAAUCGAAAAAACCUUACAAGAGAGGUAUUUGUCCCCAUUGUGGACGUAGUUUUGCUCAGGCAAGUUUGGUAAUUCAUAUACGUCGUCAUACUGGCGAAAAGCCAUAUGAAUGUGAUGAAUGUCACAAAGGCUUUCCGCGACGACAAGAUUUAGUCAUACAUAAGAGACAACACUCGGGCGAACGACCUCAUGUAUGCACUAUUUGUGGAAAAUCGUUUAUAAGACCAAAUAAACUUUCACGUCACAUGCGCAUACAUACAGGUCUCCGCCCGUACAAAUGCUCCGAGUGUCCCAAAGCGUUCACACAAUCCAAUGAUUUGCGGAUUCAUAUGCGUCGACAUACGGGGGAAAAACCCUAUAAGUGUAAUAUUUGUAACGAGGGUUUCAUAAGUGGUACCUUUUUGAAAGCACACCGGCUGGCCCAAAACCAUGUAUCACCAGAUGAUGUUGAAGAGGACCCGUACGCGAAGUGUAGAGUAAAUAAAGAAAUUAAGAUUGAGUGAAGUUUCACAACUUGUAAUUCAUACUAAACAUUAAAAAGUUAAAAAUUACAACUGUUUAAGCACGUAAAUUUACUAUUAGUUUUUAAAAUAUAUAUUAUUUACGAACAUGAUAUGGCGUUAUAAUAAAAUAAAUGUAUUCCCAUCUAUUAAUAUCAAACCAAA
This is a messenger RNA of Ceratitis capitata (Mediterranean fruit fly), 2147 nucleotides long. RefSeq names its product zinc finger protein 271. Gene Ontology annotation, molecular function: zinc ion binding. NCBI's taxonomy places the organism in Eukaryota, Metazoa, Arthropoda, Insecta, Diptera, Tephritidae. Gene Ontology annotation, cellular component: nucleus. The transcript is spliced from 4 exons. The record is from RefSeq and is a predicted model, not a curated record. Bases 504 to 1985 code for a protein of 493 amino acids.